AUGGAAUUUCAAUAAUAAGAAUACGAUGUCGAAUUUGUUCAUGGAAAAAGAUAUCUAAAUAGCUUUGAAUACUAUAUUAAAUGGGUAGGAUAUUCUAAAAAAGAAUCUACUUGGGAACCAGAGACUGCUUUUGAAGGAAUUUCUAAUUAAUUAAUUACUAGAUUUGAAAGAUGCCAAAAUUAUAAAAAUUAUCAUACCAAAAUUUACAAAGCAAAUAGCCAUAUAAAAAUUAGAGUACAUAUUAUGAAUAAAGGAUGUUAAGUAUAUAAAAAAUAUACAUCUGAAAAUAAAUAUACUCUAUUAGCUUAAACUAAUAAAACAGAAUCAAAUGGAUAAAAUUAUAAACUUUUACAAGAACCUAAUAAUUAUAAAAAUUAUGAAAGUAUUUCAAUUCAAUAAUAUUUAAUAGAUAGGAAUGAUGAUAAAGAAGAUUAUGACUUUUUUAUGAGAAGAGGCAGAGGUAGACCAAGAAAGAGUGAAACUGAUAGAGAGUUUCUUUCUUAUAAAAAUGACUAUAAAAUAGAAUCAUAAAAAUAUUUACAUAAAUAGUAUCCAUUACAAAUUACAGAAUGCAGUUUUAAAUAUGGCCAUUAUAAAACUGAAAAAGAAUUCAUUUAAGAAAUGUUAUUGAUGAUAAAAAAGAAAGAAUAAAAGAAAAAGAGAGAUGAUGAAGUCAUUAUAUAUAAACCAUAAGCUUCUUUACCUUCAGGAUAUAAAAGUCAAUAUACUGAUUUACCAAAGUUUAAUUUACUAAAUCAAAAAUAUUAUGAUAAGAAUUCAAAAUGUUAGGUAAGUGAUGGCAAAAUUCCAUUAGAAUGUAUUAUUUCUCAUCAUCUUAUGUAAAAUAAAUUACUUGUAUUCAAAUGUAAAGAUAAUGAUGAAUAAGUUUGCUAUUUUGAUUUUGAUACUCUUAAAUCUUAUUAUCCUACAUUACUCCUUGAUUAUUUAUCUAUAACCUCCAUUUGGAAAAAAUGA
Paramecium primaurelia is the source of this 975-nucleotide messenger RNA. NCBI's taxonomy places the organism in Eukaryota, Ciliophora, Oligohymenophorea, Peniculida, Parameciidae. The record is from the annotation of a GenBank genome assembly.